GCGGGCGAGAGGGGGACCAUCGGCUGGUAAAACUGACGCAACUACCACUCGAUACUGGGAUUGCUGUAAACCCCGCUGCUCUUGGUCUGGUAAAGUGGCUGGAAGCAAUGCGUAUGUGAAAAGUUGUCAAAAAGAUGGUAAUUGGGUUUGGAGCAAUCCUCAUGCUGGCAAUGGAUGUCAUGGAGAAGCAGCAUUCACCUGCAACAAUCAGCAACCAUGGGCUGUGAACGAUCAACUUGCCUACGGUUUUGCUGCUGCCACCAUACCGGGAUUAAGUGAGCAAGACCGUUGCAGUACUUGCUACAAAUUAGAUUUUACUAGUGGUCCGGUUCAAUGA
This is a messenger RNA of Rotaria sp. Silwood2, 337 nucleotides long. The record is from the annotation of a GenBank genome assembly. Lineage: Eukaryota; Metazoa; Rotifera; Eurotatoria; Philodinida; Philodinidae.